This is a messenger RNA of Didymodactylos carnosus, 570 nucleotides long. Lineage: Eukaryota; Metazoa; Rotifera; Eurotatoria; Philodinida; Philodinidae. The record is from the annotation of a GenBank genome assembly.
AUGAAUACUAACAAUCAACUCGAAGAUACUAGUCUUAAUUCACUUUCAAAUGUUGACGAGGAAGAUUUUCAUGUUACAGCUAUGAUAGCAUCAUGUACUCAAAUUCGAAAUUGUCGAAAACAAUUAGAAGAUAAACAUCAGAAAGAAUUGAUUGAUUUACGUCAGUAUUAUGAGCAAGGAUUACAUACAUAUCAAGCAAAUUUUUCAAAUAUAGUUGAAGAAAAUAAACGGUUAAAAUUAGAAAUUAGUGAAUUAAAAAAACAAGUACAAUCUCCAUUAGUAAAUGUUACUGUUAAAUCAGAAUAUCAAAUUGAAAACGAAAUAUUUCCAAAAUUAAUUAGUGUAAAAGAUGAACAAAUAGAAAAAAUAGAAAAUGAAAGAAAAGAAAUGUUGGAUGUUAAAGAUCAAAACGAAUAUUUAACAUAUAAAGUGGAAGAUAUGGAAUUGAAGAUAAAAGAGUUAACUAACGAAAUAGAGAUGAUAUCAGCAAAACGAAAUACGGACAUGGAUAAUAUUAGUCAAAUUAGAAAAUAUAUUGUAGAAAUGAUAGCACGAAACAAAGAGACAUAG